AUGAACAUAUUACCCUCGCAGCAAGGCUCGCUGGCGGCGGUCCACUUGGCGUCGCACUCGGUGUCGCCGCGGGUGUCGCAGCCUUCGCCAGCCGCGGCAGCCGCGUCCAUGGCGAUUCCAGCGGCUGCGCCAGCGGCGGCAUCGCAAACAGCCGCGGCGACAGCACCUUCGGUGCCCCCCGCGCCCUCAGCCGCCGCUACACAGCCGAUCGUGCAGGUGCAGCGACAGCCGGCAGUGCCAACAGACCCGCUGACGCAAUCGACGGCGGAGACGUGGCUGUCCAUCGCGUCGCUGGCCGAGACGGUUGGCGACGCGGAUCGCGCUGCCAUGGCGUACGACGCCACGCUCCAAUACAACCCAUCAUCCACCAAGGCGCUGACGUCGCUGGCACACCUGUACAGGUCGCGCGACAUGUUCCAGCGUGCCGCAGAACUGUACCAGCGCGCGCUGUCGGUGAACCCAGAGCUCGGCGACAUAUGGGCCACUUUGGGCCAUUGCUACCUGAUGCUUGACGACCUCCAACGCGCGUACGCUGCCUACCAGCAGGCGCUGUACCAUCUCAGCAAUCCAAACGUGCCCAAACUGUGGCACGGCAUCGGGAUCCUCUACGACCGCUACGGAUCGCUGGAUUACGCGGAAGAGGCCUUUGCUAAGGUGCUGGAGCUCGACCCGCAGUUCGAAAAGGCCAACGAAAUAUACUUCCGGCUGGGCAUUAUUUACAAGCAUCAAGGCAAGUGGAGCCAGGCGCUCGAGUGCUUCCGCUACAUCCUCACCCAGCCGCCGGCGCCGCUGCAAGAAUGGGACGUGUGGUUCCAGCUCGGUAGCGUCCUGGAAAGCAUGAGCGAAUGGCAGGGUGCGCGCGAGGCCUACGAGCAUGUUCUCUUGCAGAACGACCGCCACGCCAAGGUGCUGCAACAGCUCGGGUGUUUGUACGGCAUGCAAAACGUUCAAUUUUACGACACCCAAACCGCAUUGAACCUGUUGCUCAAAUCCUUGGGCGCGGACUCAACAGAUGCCACCACUUGGUACCACUUGGGCCGUAUCCACAUGGUGCGAAAUGACUACACAGCGGCGUACGACGCCUUCCAACACGCGGUCAACCGCGACUCACGAAACCCCAUUUUCUGGUGCUCCAUCGGUGUGCUAUACUACCAAAUCUCACAAUAUCGAGACGCGCUCGAUGCUUAUACUAGAGCCAUACGACUCAACCCAUACAUCAGCGAAGUGUGGUAUGAUCUCGGUACCCUCUACGAAACGUGUAAUAAUCAGUUAACGGAUGCGCUUGACGCCUAUAAGCAAGCCGCAAGACUCGACCCAAACAAUGUGCAUAUUAGAGAAAGGUUAGCGGCCCUCACUGAACAGCUGGCUAAUCAAUCGAAUGGGGCUGCUGCCCCCCCACAGAUCAAAGCCCCCGCGGUGACUAACCCACCUCCGGUAAUGCUACAACCUACUUUACAAUCCACAGACGACGGAAACCCACUGAAUAAAGGCUCGGUGUAUGGCCAACCUCCUGUUCCGGGCCAAAUUGCAAAUACUCCUUUUUCUGCGAAUACACAACCGGCCCCUCCAGUGCCACAACAGACCAUUCAACCUCAGUUAUCACUCCAAUCGCAACUACAACAAACUAGCGUACCGCAGCAAUAUACACAGCAACCAACAACCCAGGCUAUGGCACCCGGUGUCGCUGCCUCCCAGGAUGCCCAUGCCCCUGCUACUUUGAGACCCUUCAGUGAAGUACAGAAUAUUGGGAAUCAAAGCCAAGCUCAAGCUCAAGCUCAAGCUCAGACGCCUACUACUGAGAAGGCCAGUGGUACUGCAAGUUCAUUACCCCAGAUUAUGAAUCCCGUUAUCCUCAACAGUACCAACUUCACCUUACCUCAAAAGAGACCCAUCGAAGGUGGAAUGGACACGUUGGUAAAUGCUGCUGUCUCAAAUGCGGGCACCCCUGCGGAUCACAGCACGGCUGUGGUCGAGAACUCCGCUUCAAAAACCAGCCGCAAGUCCUCCGUUACCUCGGAAGCCACAGGCCACAAGAAACACAAGCGUAACGCUUCGGCUCCCAAGGGCGAAUCCAACCCACCCUCCGAUCAUAUUGUAACCACAUCCAAGAGUAACGAAGCUUCCACAGCCCCUUCAAAGGAUCCACUGGAAGCGGCCCCCUCGCAACCCAAUGGUCAAGCAAGUAGGACCUCCGUGGCAAGUUUAACGACGGCAAUGGCACCCGUUGAAGAACCCCCGGCUCUUUCACCUCAAAGUGACAAAAAGGACGAUACUGUCGAGCUCUCAGAAUCUGUCCAGAAUACAGAAACUUUCCAAGAGGAGCAGCCGGAUGAGAAGGAACCUGUGAUAAAGGCGAGCGCAGAUGCUAUUGCUAAACUCCGCGAGGAGGCAGAGCUGCGUAAGGAGGAAGAACAGGAGGCUUUGGUUGAUGAUAUUGUUUCAUCACGAAACGGGAAUUCCAAGCCUUCCGUCAACGAAAGGGCUGUUCGGGAGGUGGAAGAGGACGAAAAUUAUGACGAUUGA
Molecule: messenger RNA, 2523 nt
Organism: Lachancea dasiensis
Lineage: Eukaryota; Fungi; Ascomycota; Saccharomycetes; Saccharomycetales; Saccharomycetaceae
Source: the annotation of a GenBank genome assembly